AUGAUAGACACUUUUUUUCAGCCGUCUGGUAAAGCCCUGAGCGAAAGGCGAAAGUUAUUCCAGAAGCUAAAUCCAGAAUUCGAACAGGUUCGAAAUAAUCUCCAGAGGAGGCUUCAGCAUCUUAUGGAUAGAUCUACGCACGACCCACAAAAAAAGAUAAAAAGAAUGUGGACGGCGCUGCAGUUGAGUCGGUGCACUGCACAAGAUACAAAAAAUAUUUUCAUUGUUUUAUAGAAGAAUCGUUUCUUGAAUUCUAGUAAUGCCAAUGAGAUUAUUUUUAACAUAAACAUUUUCGUUUGAUUAUGAUUUCUUCUUGUUGUCGUGGUAAUUUGUGCUUGUUUUACAACAACUUCUCCAUGAUCUGGUACUACUUCAUCUGCUUUCUUCUACUUGUUCUUUCGUCGGAAGCAGUACAACUAGCAACGAUGAUUCCCUUUCACAUUCAUAGUCCAACGCGAGGAAAAUAUGCAGACAGUCCCUAUUCCGACACCUACGCAGCUACAAGCGUGGCCAUGGGAACAUUAUGAGCCGAGAUGGG
Messenger RNA from Amoebophrya sp. A25, 538 nucleotides. The record is from the annotation of a GenBank genome assembly. Lineage: Eukaryota; Dinophyceae; Syndiniales; Amoebophryaceae.